CUCCUCAGCCUGGGCCUACGUUUAACAACAGUCAGCACUUUUACGCAAAUUCUGCCCCAUCAUCCACCACAGAAUUCCAAACGCCUCUGUUACGCCAACGCCCCCCGGUUCCAUUGUUUUCCAGCUCUAGCAACAACAUUUCUCACAUGA
Molecule: messenger RNA, 150 nt
Organism: Cucurbitaria berberidis CBS 394.84
Lineage: Eukaryota; Fungi; Ascomycota; Dothideomycetes; Pleosporales; Cucurbitariaceae
Exons: 1
Source: RefSeq, a predicted model, not a curated record